AUGUGUGACUUUUCAUGCUACGACGGGGUAAGCCCCGAGUGGCUUGCCCUCGAAGCAUCCUUACCGCCACCUGUACCGGAAUUACCGAUCUCCGAGAUGAGAAGUUUGGCGAACGAAGAACGAGAAGCUGUCGCCAGAAAGUCAAUGAUGAAACUCGCGCCUCAACUACGGAUACAGAAUCACACCAUACCUUCUCGUGAUGGAAGCAUCAUACCAGCACGGAGUUACCGGCCAGUCGAUGCACCAGAAAAAGCCUUGCUCCCAUUGUAUAUACACUUCCAGGGCGGUGGAUUUAUGUUUGGCACGCUGGAUGCUGAGGGUGCGAUAUGUGCACGUAUAGCCGUCGAGUCGGAUGUGGCUGUUCUGAACGUUGAUUACAGACAUACGCCGGAGUUUACAUAUCCCACGCAAUGGAAUGAUGCAGAAGAUGCCUUUGAGUGGGCUCAUGACAACAUGGAUAUGAUGUUCUGGGACCCGGACAGAGUCAUUAUUGGUGGAAUAUCGGCUGGUGCUUGGUUAUCUGCGUCUUUCGCCUUACAAAAACAUCUCAAUCGUACAACAGAGAAAAGACCUCCCAUCGCAGGCCAAGUUCUCAUGAUACCAUGUCUGGCACACCUUGAUUGCUAUGAGCCCCAGCUGAGAAAGAUGAAAAGCGAGUCUAUCUCAUCUUAUAAGACAAAUGUUGCAGCACCGAUGCUUACCGUUGAGGAACUCCGCUGGUUCACAAAUUUGCUGAAGAUCGAGAACCCGGAUGUUAAUGAUUUAAAGAUUAACCCGGGGAAUGCGUCGCCAGAACAAGUAAAAGGCAUGCCUCCUACUGUUCUUGGCGUAGUAGGCCUGGAUCCUCUUCGAGACGAAGCUCUUCUUUAUGGGAAGAUGUUGGCAGAAGCUGGUGUUCCCACAGAUGUCAACCUGUUCUUGGGGCUGCCCCAUGGUUUUAGAUCGCAUGAGGAGAAAUUAUCGGCGUACAAUAGAUGGGAUAAGGUCAUAGAAGAUGGCAUUGGCUGGAUUUUAUCAAAGCCUGUAUGUAGCGAGUUUCAUGUAAAGACAUAA
Messenger RNA from Fusarium verticillioides 7600, 1053 nucleotides. RefSeq lists its product as hypothetical. The transcript has 2 exons. The record is from RefSeq and is a predicted model, not a curated record. Bases 1 to 1053 code for a protein of 350 amino acids. Gene Ontology annotation, molecular function: hydrolase activity. Lineage: Eukaryota; Fungi; Ascomycota; Sordariomycetes; Hypocreales; Nectriaceae.